AUGGAGAAUAUCCCCGAUGUUCCAUCACCCAACGGCUUCUUCGAUGAAAGGAAGGCGCAAAGUGCCCCCGACGCCAUCAACAAGCCCAACAGCGGCAACCAACGUCCUCCCACGUCCCCGGCGUCUCCAUUAUCAAGCCCAGUCCAAACCAGGGCGACCAUCGACGUACUGCGAACGCCGCCCAAAACAAACCCGCGACCGAGCAUAGAAUUUGACCGACGGUACGAUGGACCCUUUGGCCGACCCAGUGUCGCCAUGGCGCGGCGGCCGUCUUUGCCGCCUCUCCGCGGACUCGUUAAUGAUGCCGAGACAGACGCCAUCCAACUUGCAUACGUGGGACGCGAGGUCGGUCCUUUCCAGCCGUUGCCGCCUUCGUUGAAUUACACCCUGCGCACCCGCAAAAUGGCCAUCUUCCUCUUCUGGACCAUCAUCGUCUUUGAUAGUGUCGCCAUGCCCGUUGCUUUGUACUUUGGGUUGUGGUAUGGCGUCGGGCCCGGGAAUCCGAAUAAUGAAAAGUUAUCGGCCAACACCGUUUUUAGUAUUGUUACGGCCGCUAUUGGGGGUGCCAGCAUUGUGGAGUACUUUGUGCGCUUUUGGAGGUUGUACAGGAAGGAGAGUACGUGUGUGGUAUUGGGUGCACACCGAUGGUAUUUGGACUCGUUUCAUUGGAACUUCUCCUUUGCGUGGAUUGUCGUCAUGAUUGAGCUAAUUAUCGGCUCCGUCCCCGACGACCCCCUGAUCCGCCUCUUGUCCAUGCCACUGACUACUAUGCUCUUUGUCUUCGGUACACUUCUGCUCAUCAUCGAUACAUUCCGCUACUUCCGCGUUCCUGCCCCCGUCCGCAUUUCCAGCGUGCCUAGAGGUGCUCAGCUGCGCCCCGGUAUUUAUAGUUUGAUCGAGGAUAUAUGCGCCGUCGACGGGUCAGGUGGCACCGAAUUUCGUGAGGCUCUCGAGCGCCGCUACGAGGCUAGCCACGUCUUCAGGGCCAUGUUGAGACGGCUGGGCGAGUUCUGGGCCUUUGGCGCCGAAGGUUGUGCAGUGCUGUGCACCAUCCUCAUUUUCGGGCUGAAUAGUGUAGAUGCUGCCUAUGUCAUUGGGUGGAGUGUCCCCUUUGUAUGGGCUGGAAUAUGGACCCUGUGUACGUUUUGGUAUGUGAACAGGGAGCUGAAGAAAGAGGCAGGGCUAUGGGCCGCUGAGGCAAACAAGGCGAGAGUUUAG
Molecule: messenger RNA, 1218 nt
Organism: Pseudomassariella vexata
Lineage: Eukaryota; Fungi; Ascomycota; Sordariomycetes; Amphisphaeriales; Pseudomassariaceae
Exons: 3
Coding region: 1-1218 (405 amino acids)
Source: RefSeq, a predicted model, not a curated record